AUGCCCCAGGGUGAGAUGAAGGAGCAGGAGGUCCCCGAUGCCCACUUCACCGUGGACAAACAGAACAUCUCCCUUUGGCCCCGAGAUCUUCCUUCCAAGCCAGAUCUGUCUCCAGGUCUGAGGAAACCUCUCACCGCUCGUGUGGCCUUCAUCUGCCUGUCGCUGGUUCUGGUCACCUCCAUUGUGCUUCAGGCUGUUUUCUAUCCUUGGUUGUUGGGCAAAAUAUCAGAUGUGAAGAGAGAUGCCCAAGUGUUGAGAGGUCAUGUGGACAACUUCAGCAACCUGAGUUCUGACCUCCUGAGUAAAAGUGGCCGUGUGCAGGUGGCUGAAGUUCAGAUCCAGAUGGUGAAUGCCAGCCUCAACCGGGUGCAAUCUCAGAUUCUGUCCCUAGGGGCCAUCGUUGAGAGGGCCAGUGCUCAGAUUCAGGGCUUAACAAGAAAUUGGGAAGAGGUUGAUCAUCUCAAUGCUCAAAUCCCAGAGGUAAAAAGAGAUCUGGACAAAGCCAGCGCCUUGAAUGCAAAGGUCAGAGGACUGCAAAGCAGUUUGGAGAACCUCAGCAAGCUGCUCAAAGGACAAAAUGACAUUCUUCGGAUGGUGUCUCAAGGCUGGAAGUACUUCAAGGAGAACUUCUAUUACUUUUCACACACCCCAAAGACCUGGUACAGUGCUGAGCAGUUCUGCAUAUCUAGGAAAGCUCAUCUGACCUCUGUGACCUCAGAGUCAGAGCAGGAGUUUCUUUACAAAACUACGGAUGGGCUUCCACACUGGAUAGGCCUGACCAAAGCGGGCAGUGAAGGGAACUGGUACUGGGUGGAUGAGACACCAUUCAACAAACAGCAAAGUGGGAGGUUCUGGAUUCCAGGUGAGCCCAACAAUGUGGGGAAUAAUGAACAUUGUGUCAAUAUCAGAGUGUCUUCUCUCCAGUCCUGGAAUGACGCAUCCUGCGACGACAAGCUCCUUUUCAUCUGUAAGCAGCCCUACACCCACUCAGAUCUGUGA
Messenger RNA from Nannospalax galili (Upper Galilee mountains blind mole rat), 999 nucleotides. It is a transcript of the gene Cd207, whose product is annotated as CD207 molecule. Gene Ontology annotation, molecular function: carbohydrate binding. The transcript has 6 exons. Gene Ontology annotation, biological process: biological process involved in interspecies interaction between organisms. Gene Ontology annotation, cellular component: external side of plasma membrane. The record is from RefSeq and is a predicted model, not a curated record. Bases 1 to 999 code for a protein of 332 amino acids. NCBI's taxonomy places the organism in Eukaryota, Metazoa, Chordata, Mammalia, Rodentia, Spalacidae.